AUGGGUGGUUUGGCCCAGCGGCUGGAGCAGCUGGACAACGAGGCCGCUUCUCUGACUGCCGAGGUGGAGGCUGCGAAGGACGCAUGGCUGAGCACCAUGGAUGGACAUCUGGAGGCCAAGUUGAAGGAGGUCUAUAAGGACCUCAAGGAGGAGAAAAAGCAACUCCUGGAAGACAUGCGGGCUCUGGAAGCCAAGCUGCCCGGCUCAGGUGAGCGCACUCCGCUGCUGGCCUACAGCAACGGCACAAUUUUCAUGGAGGAUCCCGCGUCUCAAGAGAUAGAGAAGCGGACUGUGGCGAAUGACACCGCCAUCCCGAGUGCACACUUUUAUGUGGAGAGCGCCCUAGUGGAGUUCCUGGCAGACGAGUUGCACACGGGCAGGGUCGUCAUCUACGAAGAGUCUCGUAAGACUGGCAAAACAACAGAUUCAUUGGCAGUAUGCCGUCGCCUACGCAAGCGCGGCAUCCAGGUGGUGUACUUGGACCUGGGUCCGGUGGCGAACAAAAUUGCGCUCAACCGCGCGCGUGACUCAGAUCUCAUCUGGCGGGGGAUCCUUCUCAAGCUCGGCCUCACCCCAGAUCAGGGCGAGUCGUGCUACGAUACGUUUAAGAGCUAUCUGCGGCGCCCUACCGGUCCUUUAGUGGCAUUUGUGUUCGACGACUGCGACUCGUUGAUCAAGUUUUCAAGCGUCUUAGGAGAUUGGCUUGUCUGCGUGCGUGCGCUGUCGCAAGCACGCCUCCAAGAGAGCAGGCUAGCUGGGCAGAUGCUGGUGGGCACGCCGCGCUUGAAGGCGGCCAUCACGGAUGCACUGGAUGGCGACUAUUGGUCCAAACUCGCCGUGGCAGGGGCCAAGUCUCCCGCGCGCUUUGUGCCUGCUGAGAUCGGUGAGCUCAUGCUCCAACUAGUGGAGGCGCGCGGCGGGCAGCUCAAUGACCCUAUUGAGGAUUGGGCAUAUGCCAUUUGGAGCUACACAGAGGGGUACAAGGGCCUCACCGGCCUCUGCUUGCGCGAGCUGGAUGAAGGAUACCUCAGCACACAGACAGCCUACAAUCUGAACAAUUGGGAGAAAACCAUGCAGCCUGCUCUGACACGGGGUCUGGCAGUGGGAAUUCGCACAGCGUAUGACCGCAUGCUGAGCUCUGUGGAUGAUUCCAACCCAAUCAUGCAGGCAAUCGUGCAAGACCUUCUACUGACAGGGCGACAUGAAGUGGCGGAUCCUGACUGCCUCUGCAGCGCCGAGUAUGAUCUGCUUUGCGACGGCGUUGUCCGGCUCGUGGCUGCGGCGGACCACCACUGGAUGGAAGUUUCGUCCCCCCUGCUAGCUGCAGCCAUGCUAAAUGCCGCCCUCGCCUCCAUGGCCGACUGGCCGCAACUGCCAGCGCCGCCAACAGAGCCAUCUGCACGGGAAUUAGGAGAGUACCUCCUGCUACAUGCGCUGAGCCAGUUUCACGGCAGCAGACUGCAGCAAGAGAACGUCAAGACAGCCGAUGGACAGCAGAUCCUAGAAUGGGCAUUGCAGCAUGAGUUCAGCCGGGGCCUGCACCUUGUGCUUGGCAGCGCUGUCUUGUUCCAUGCCCUGCGGCUGAAGCGUGCUGUGGAAGUGCGGAAUAUAAGGUAUGAAGCCUCAAUUGCCAGCAGCAGCAGCCCAAGCAUGGCCAGCGACACACUUGCAGGCAGCCAGGACAGCACAAGUGCUGGCAUAGCCGUGUCAGCGAGCAGCCCUGGCCAGGAAGCCCUGUCAGAGCGCAACAGCGGCAGCGACUAUGCUGGUGCAACCAAGGAUGAUAUGCUGAGGAGGCUGGACAUUUUUGUUGGCAACGGCCCUCUCAGCACUGGCUUCGAGCUCAGCUCAGCAGGCUCAGCUGCAUCAUUGAGGGAGCACGCAGAGCGCUGUGCGAAAUAUCACGAGCAGCACAGCUGUCAAGUUUUUGCUGUCAAUCUGCAGCGCCCCAAGCGGCGAGUUGGACGCCCCAGGAAGGUGCCACUGCCACCUUUCAAGGCGGAGACCGACGAAGAGCUCCAGCGGGCAAUGCAAGGAUUCGCCAAGUGGCCAGACAAGCAGCCUGACAAGGUGAUUUUCGUCAACGUGUUAAUUGAGCUGGAGCUCGAGCGUGUCUUGGUGCAGUAUGUGGACCAGCCGGACGUGGUGAAGAUCGUCCACCUCAGGCAGGCGCGGGACACGUUGAGGGUUUCUCGGUCUGCAGUGCAGCCUGCUGCGCGCAUGGCGGAGCACAGUGCAGGUGCCAGACACCUUGUCCAGCAAGCGCUUGGCUCCCGGCACCGAUACAUGGGGCAGCCAUGCAAGGGCUGGUUCGCACGCACGCUGCGUGUGCCACGCCUUGUGGGCGGCCCGAUGCUGGCCCGCAUGCAGCGUGCCUUUUGCUAA
This is a messenger RNA of Coccomyxa subellipsoidea C-169, 2385 nucleotides long. RefSeq lists its product as hypothetical. The transcript has 10 exons. Bases 1 to 2385 code for a protein of 794 amino acids. Lineage: Eukaryota; Viridiplantae; Chlorophyta; Trebouxiophyceae; Coccomyxaceae. The record is from RefSeq and is a predicted model, not a curated record.